Molecule: messenger RNA, 2001 nt
Organism: Oncorhynchus tshawytscha (Chinook salmon)
Lineage: Eukaryota; Metazoa; Chordata; Actinopteri; Salmoniformes; Salmonidae
Product: mucin-5AC-like
Exons: 4
Coding region: 1-2001 (666 amino acids)
Source: RefSeq, a predicted model, not a curated record
AUGAUGCAGCUACUACGACAACCACAGCUCCUACAACUCCAACUCACCUACCACAACAUCCCCUUCGACAACUGUAGCUCCAACAACGCCAAUCACAACCGAAGGUCCUACUACCAUUUUAACUCCUACGACAACCACAACUGGAGCACCUACAGCAGCCACAACAACAACUGUAGCACCUACGACAACAUAUUUUUCGACAACUGCAGCUCCAACAACUGUAGCUCCUACAUCGCCAAUCAAAACUGCAGGACCUACUACCAUUCUCUUACAACGCCAAUCAAAACUGCAGGACCUACUACCAUUGUAAGUCCUACGACAAACACAAAUGUAGCUCCUACAGCAACCACAAUAGAAGCUUCUGCUACAACAACUGUAGAAACUACGACUACCACAACAACAUCCCCUACGAGAACUGCAGCUCUUACUACAACUACCGUAGCUCCUACGGCCACUACAACUGCAGCAGCUCCAACAACAACUGUAGCUGCUACCUCAACCACUACAGCAUCCCCUACUGCAACUAGAAAUGAAGAUCCUUCUACAAUAACCACAACAACGGUAGCUGCUUCCACAACCACUACUGCAUUACCUACUGCAACCACGACUGCAGCUUCUUCCACAACCACUACUGCAGCCCUUACUGCAACCACAAUUGAAGCUUCUUCUUCAACAACUACUGCAGCCCUUACUGGAACCACAACUGAAGCUUCUUCUAAAACAACUAUAGCACCUACGACAACCACAACAAUCUCCCCUUCGACAACUGUAGCUCCAACAACGGCAAUCACAAUCGAAGGUCCUACUACCAUUUUAACUCCUAGGACAACCACAACUGUAGCACCUACAGCAGCCACAACAACAACUGUAGCACCUACGACAACAUCUUUUUCGACAACUGCAGCUCCAACAACUGUAGCUCCAACAACUAUAUCACCUACGACAACCACAACAAUCUCCCCUUUGACAACUGUAGCUCCAACAACGCCAAUCAAAACUGCAGGACCCACUGCUUUUGUAAGUCCUACGACAAAUACAAAUGUAGCUCCUACAGCAAGCACAACAGCAAUUAGUACAACAAAUGUUGCUCCUAAGAUCACUACAAAUGCAGCAGCACCAACUGUAGCUGCAUCCACAACCACUACUGCAGCCCCUAUGGCAACAACAACUCUAGCUCAUACAACAACAACGUUAUCUACAAUAGUAAGCACAACAGCAGCUGCAACGACAACCACUGCAGCUUCUAUAACAUCUACAACAAGCGCAACAAUACCACCUACGGCAACAACUACAGCUUCUACUACGACAAAAAUGGUAGAUCCUGCGACCACCACAAAUGAUGCAGCUACUACGACAACCACAGCUCCUACAACUCCAACUGUAGCUUCUUCCACAAGAACAAGUGCAGCCCCUACUACAACCACAACAGAAGCUUCUUCUACAACAACUGUAGAAACUACGACUACCACAACAACAUCCCCUACGACAACUGCAGCUCCUACUACAACCACCGGAUCUCCCACGGCCACUUCAACAGCAGCAGCGCUUACAACAACUGAAGCUGCUUCCACAAGCUCUACCGCAGCCCCUACUGCAACCACAACAGAAGCUUCUUCUACAACAACUGUAGAAACUACGACUACCACAACAACAUCACCUACGACAACUGCAGCUCCUACUACAACCACCGGAGCUCCCACGGCCACUUCAACAUUAGCAGCUCUUACAACAACAACUGAAGCUGCUUCCACAAAUCACUACAAAUGCAGCAGCACCAACUGUAGCUGCAUCCACAACCACUACUGCAGCCCCUAUGGCAACAACAACUCUAGCUCAUACAACAACAACAACGUUAUCUACAAUAGCAAGCACAACAGCAGCUGCAACGACAACCACUGCAGCUUCUAUAACAUCUACAACAAGUGCAACAAUACCACCUACGGCAACAACUACAGCUUCUACUACGACAAAAAUGAUAGAUCCUGCGACCACCACAAAUGA